AUGGCGAGCUCUCAGUCGACCAACAAACUCUCUCAGAAGAUGGAGAAGAUGUCUGUGAACGGCAAACGUCACGCCGACGCGCCUCGCUAUACGCCUCCUCACCGAAAGUACGCCCAAGCAAACAAGUCACAGGAGACCAGCACACCCAUAACUAGAAAGGCUGUGGACGACGAGCCCUCUGCCACAUUCACCAAGACCACUGCUGGUGGACCUGUGACUCCUACUGGUUCGGACCGCACGAUUGAGAAGCCUGAGCCCACAGCCCUCCAGGAGAAGAGUAAUCAAGCGGAGUACACUCCCAAUGCGGCAACUCGAGGCACUGCUCCUCACACCAAGUUCAGCAAACCAGCAAAGAAAGAAACAGAGGUAGCGGAUUCGUGGGAAGAAGAAGUCGCGUCCGAGAAAGAUCUUGACAAUAUCUCGACUCCUUCAUCGCCAAAGGUCACAGUCAAGUCUACCGAAGAACCAGCCGCAGUGCCAAAGUCUACCUAUCUCCCACCUCACCUCAAGUACCGCUCGGCCGCUCCCUCGCCUCCCACUCGCAGCACAACUCCACCGUCUCGAAGCACCACAUCCUCAUCCACCACGUCCUCCGAACGUCGCCCUGAGAAGACCAAUGCUGUGGCCCACCGUCUGAUCGCUGGUGCCCUAGGAGUCAAAGUCCCUCGUAGGACAGAGGAGCAAAGAGCUUACGACAAAGCAAUGAGAGAGCAAGAGAAAAAGAAGCGAGAUCUGGAGAGGGAAGCCAAGAAGAAGGCUGAGGAAGAUGCUGUAAAGGCAAAGGCUGCUAUCUGGGACGAUUGAAAGGCCACGAGACAAG
Aureobasidium subglaciale EXF-2481 is the source of this 820-nucleotide messenger RNA. RefSeq lists its product as uncharacterized. The coding region runs from base 1 to 804 and encodes 267 amino acids. Lineage: Eukaryota; Fungi; Ascomycota; Dothideomycetes; Dothideales; Saccotheciaceae. The record is from RefSeq and is a predicted model, not a curated record. The transcript has a single exon.